GCAAGAUGGCGGCGCCCAGGCCUCCGCCCGGCCGGCUGUCGGGCGUCCUGGUGCCGGCGCCCAUCCCGGACCUGGAGGCCCUCCGCGCGCUCACCGGGCUCUUCAAGGAGCAGCGGAACCGAGAAACAGCACCCAGAACGAUCUUCCAGAGAGUCCUGGACAUCUUGGAGAAGUCCUCUCGUGCUGUUAAGCUGGCCUGCAGGGACCCGUCCCAAGUGGAGCAUCUUGCUUCCAGCCUGCAGCUGAUCACGGAAUGCUUCCGGUGCCUCCGGAAUGCUUGUAUAGAGUGCUCUGUGAACCAGAAUUCAAUCAGGGACCUGGAUACAAUUAGUGUUGCUGUUGAUUUGAUUCUUCUGUUUCGUGAACUGCGAGUGGAGCAGGAUUCCCUGUUGACAGCUUUUCGCUGUGGCCUGCAGUUUUUAGGCAACAUUGCCUCACGGAAUGAAGAUUCCCAGUCCAUUGUUUGGAUCCAUGCCUUCCCAGAGCUCUUCAUGUCUUGCUUAAAUCAUCCAGACAAGAAAAUUGUCGCCUACUCUUCAAUGAUUUUGUUCACAUGUCUUAAUCCUAGAAGAAUGAAGGACCUGGAAGAAAAUCUUAAUAUUGCAAUUAAUGUCAUAGAAGCUCACCAAAAGCAGCCAGAGUCAGAGUGGCUGUUCUUAAUCGUCACAGACCACUUUCUGAAAAGCCCGGAACUGGUGCAAGCCAUGUAUGCCAAGCUCAGCAGUCAAGAAAGGGUCACCUUCUUAGACAUUAUGAUAGCCAAGAUGGUGGGCGAUGAGCAGCUGACCAAGAAUGAUGUCCCUCUAUUUUUGCAGUAUGCUGAGCUGAUUGCAAGCUCCUUUAUGGAUCAGUGCAAGACUGUGCUGAAAUUGACCUCGGAGCAGCAUGCUGAGGAUGAGGAUGCACUGGCUACAAUCCGGCUUCUGGAUGUCCUGUGUGAAAUGACAGCCAACACAGAGCUGCUUGGCUUCCUACAGGCUUUUCCUGACCUGCUGGAACGGGUGAUUGAUCUUUUACGAAUGAUUCAUGUAACUGGAAAAGAUACUUCAAACAUCUUCAGUGCCUCUGGUUGCAUAAAAGCAGAAGGUGACAUCUCCAAUAUGGCUGAGGGAUUUAAAUCUCAUCUUAUUCGCCUGAUUGGAAAUCUGUGUUACAAGAAUAAAGAAAAUCAAGACAAAGUGAAUGAGCUGGAUGGCAUUCCCCUGAUCCUCGACAGCUGCCACAUCGAUGACAGUAACCCCUUUCUUAUGCAGUGGGUGGUGUAUGCCAUCCGAAACCUGACUGAAGACAACAGCCAAAACCAAGAUGUGAUUGCAAAAAUGGAGGACCAGGGACUGGCAGAUGCAUCCCUGCUGAAGAAAAUGGGUUUUGAAGUUGAAAAAAGAGGGGAGAGGCUGAUUCUAAAGUGUACUAGUGAUCCCCCACCGCUGUGAAUGCCUCCUCAGCAGAGCAACUCGGCAGCACGUGAAGUGACAAGCUUGUGAAGAUGUAGUACUGGUUCUGGACUUGGACCCUUAGACAUUAGCGCUUGAUACAUGUAAGCUAUAAGCAGAAGUCCCCAAGUGUCCCCAUUUCCUUGCAGUGACUGUAACUGUCUGGCCUGCUUUUGUCGCCCUGGACAGAUUGUGUAUCCUUUGAUCUACAUUGUUCUUACUGUUGUGGCAGAUAAUAAACCUUGCCAAGGGUACAGCCCUUAUUUGGCAAAGACUAUGA
Molecule: messenger RNA, 1713 nt
Organism: Jaculus jaculus (lesser Egyptian jerboa)
Lineage: Eukaryota; Metazoa; Chordata; Mammalia; Rodentia; Dipodidae
Gene: Atxn10
Product: ataxin 10
Exons: 12
Coding region: 6-1433 (475 amino acids)
Biological process (GO): neuron projection development
Cellular component (GO): cytosol
Source: RefSeq, a predicted model, not a curated record